Messenger RNA from Dioszegia hungarica, 1038 nucleotides. RefSeq lists its product as uncharacterized. Gene Ontology annotation, cellular component: cytosol. The record is from RefSeq and is a predicted model, not a curated record. Gene Ontology annotation, molecular function: protein binding. Lineage: Eukaryota; Fungi; Basidiomycota; Tremellomycetes; Tremellales; Bulleribasidiaceae. The transcript has 5 exons. Gene Ontology annotation, biological process: protein insertion into ER membrane. Bases 1 to 1038 code for a protein of 345 amino acids.
AUGCCGCCCCGCCAGACCCGAGCCCCAACGACCGACAACCUCCUUCCUCCCAUCCUCGACCUCCUCGCCCCUCCCUCGCCGAAUCCAUACUCGGCGCAUCAGAAGGCUCUGACUACUGUCGCUCGUAUCGCCUCUUCAGCGCCAGCAGUGGCCGUUGAAAUAUGCUUCGCGACUGCGCGAGAGCUACUGAAGCUCGGUGAAGGGGGAAGCGGGGUUGAGCUGGGAGUGAGGGGGUUGGGGAUCUUGGAGGGAACCGCGGAGGAUAUGGAUGAGAAGACAAGGGCUGCCAUCACUCAACUCCUGGCGCUGACACCGUCCGCUGGACCUUGGCGCAAGAAGCUGGCUGAUGCGGCGAUCAAAUACUCCGCUCACGCUGGCGAAUGCCCCUCGGGAGAUCCGGCGCUUCAGCACUACAUCGGAGAGCUGUACUACAAGGAUCGUCAGUUUGCUCAAGCCGAAUCACACCUUCUCGCCAGCCACAAGCGGGACUCCGCCAUCACCCUCGCUGAGAUGCUAUUCGAGUGGAGCGAGAAGGGCACUUUGGAUCCUGGGCCAUACGCCGUCCGGGGUGUAUUGCCAUACCUGACGCAUCAACCACCCUCGAUCCUUCCCGCCGCCUCAUUCCUCUCGCACUUCCUGUACCUCCUCUCUUCCCCUACCACCGCCUUCUCCAAGUCGGGAGGAUUCACCACCACCCACCCCUCGCCCGCCGACGCACCCUUCCCCUCCAUCCUCGUCACCGCAUCGCCUACGCUCAAUUUCCUUCAGCUCGCGAUUAUCACGAUCCAGCGGGCACCUGCAGUCGGAGUAUCUGGCGUUCAGGCUCGCGGGACGGACGGGGGCGUGGGUAGGGAAUGGGAGGCGCUGGUACAUCGGUAUCGGAGAGUAUGCGGGGCGAAGGGGGUAUUGGCGCAGAACGAGGUCUUGGAAGCAAUCGCGCAGAUAUCGACCAACGUCUUCCUCAUUCCUCCACCACGAGGACAACAGCCAGACAUGCUGCAAAACCUCAUGGGGAUGUUUGGCGGUGGAGGAAGGUAA